AUGGCGCCGUCCGCUAUUUCGACGUCCCCUCCAAGGGACAAUGCCUUUUUCCAGACAACUGAGACCAAUGGCCACAGCGAACUCGACAGUUUUGCUGUUCAGUCCGGAGUGCCCCAGUUCCAAGGUUACGAUCACGUCACUUGGUGGGUUGGAAAUGCCAAGCAAGCGGCAGCAUACUACAAUACCUUCUUUGGCUUCAAGACCGUUGCCUACAAGGGCCUGGAAACAGGCAGCAGAUACUUCACCUCCUAUGUUGUAGAAAAUGGCAAUGUCCGUUUCGUCUUCACAUCCCCCAUCCGCUCGCACAGACAUCUCCCAAAGGAUGAGCCGAUAUCAGCAGAAGAGUCUUUGCUCCUCGAGGAAAUGCACGCUCACCUCGAGAGACAUGGCGAUGCUGUCAAGGAUGUUGCUUUCGAGGUGGACGAUGUAGACGCAGUCUACAGCAGAGCACUUGCUGGCGAGGCUCGAUCCGUGCAGGAACCUACCAUGCACCACGAUAAGCAGCAUGGUUCAGUCCGGACGGCUGUCAUUUGCACAUAUGGCGACACAACACACACACUCAUCUCUCGGAAAUCAUAUACCGGACCAUUCUUGCCCGGAUUUCGCGCAGCUACACCUGCCCCGAGCUCCAUUGAAGCACCACCGACCAACCUUGCCCGCAUCGAUCACUGUGUCGGUAACCAGGACUGGAACGAGAUGGUCAAGGCUUGUGCCUUUUACGAGCAGUGCCUGCAAUUCCACAGAUUCUGGAGCGUCGACGACUCGCAAAUAUGCACCGAGUUUAGCGCGCUCAACUCGAUUGUCAUGAGCUCGCCAAACGGCGUGGUCAAGAUGCCCAUCAACGAGCCGGCCCCGGGCAAGAAGAAGUCGCAGAUUGAGGAGUUCGUCAUCUUCAACGCGGGCGCGGGCGUGCAGCACAUUGCCCUGCUGACGCACGACAUCUUGCACACGGUCGCGGCCAUGCGCGCCCGCGGCGUCGAGUUCAUCAAUGUGCCCCCUUCGUACUACACCACCAUGCGCGAGCGCCUCCGCACCGAGAAGCGCAACUGGGAGCUCAAGGAGGACCUGGACGCCAUUGAGCGCCUCAACAUCCUCAUUGACUAUGACGAGCAGGGCUACCUGCUCCAGCUCUUUACCAAGCCGCUCAUGGACCGCCCCACCGUCUUUAUUGAGAUUAUUCAGCGCAACUCGUUUGAAGGCUUUGGUGCUGGUAACUUUAAGAGCUUAUUUGAGGCGAUUGAGAGAGAACAGGCUGAACGAGGUAACCUGUGA
Messenger RNA from Pestalotiopsis fici W106-1, 1272 nucleotides. RefSeq names its product 4-hydroxyphenylpyruvate dioxygenase. The record is from RefSeq and is a predicted model, not a curated record. The transcript has a single exon. Gene Ontology annotation, biological process: L-tyrosine catabolic process. The coding region runs from base 1 to 1272 and encodes 423 amino acids. Gene Ontology annotation, molecular function: 4-hydroxyphenylpyruvate dioxygenase activity. NCBI's taxonomy places the organism in Eukaryota, Fungi, Ascomycota, Sordariomycetes, Amphisphaeriales, Sporocadaceae.